AUGGCACUUGGACAACCUAUAAACCUUAAAAAAUGGAUUGAAGAGAAUGGCGAGCUCUUGCAACCACCAGUCAACAAUUUCUGUCUUCAUCGUGGCGGUUUCACUAUUAUGAUUAUUGGUGGACCCAAUGAACGUAAUGAUUACCAUAUUAACCAGACUCCAGAAUAUUUCUACCAGUUGAAAGGAACUAUAUGUUUGAAGGUUGUUGAUGAUGGUGAAUUCAAGGAUAUUUACAUUCAUGAAGGAGACUCAUUCCUUUUACCUGCUAAUACCCCUCAUAAUCCAUGUCGUUAUGAAAACACCAUUGGUCUCGUGGUUGAGCAAGAUAGACCAGAGGGAAUGAAUGAUGGGAUCAGAUGGUAUUGUGCUAAAUGUGAAAAUAAGAUUUUUGAAAAGGAAUUUUAUUUAACCGAUUUAGGUACUCAGAUUAAAGAUGCCAUUGUUGCAUUUGAUAGCAAUUUGGAUGCAAGAACUUGUAAAAAAUGUGGACAUGUCAAUAUUUCAAAGAGAUGA
Molecule: messenger RNA, 513 nt
Organism: Spathaspora passalidarum NRRL Y-27907
Lineage: Eukaryota; Fungi; Ascomycota; Pichiomycetes; Serinales; Debaryomycetaceae
Product: 3-hydroxyanthranilate 3,4-dioxygenase
Exons: 1
Coding region: 1-513 (170 amino acids)
Biological process (GO): quinolinate metabolic process; 'de novo' NAD+ biosynthetic process from L-tryptophan
Cellular component (GO): cytoplasm
Molecular function (GO): 3-hydroxyanthranilate 3,4-dioxygenase activity; iron ion binding
Source: RefSeq, a predicted model, not a curated record